GGUGAACAUAUCCGCGUUCGCAACAAUGGUCGUCAUUUCUGUUAUCUUAGACGCACAAUGGAAAUUUCUUUUAUUAUGGAAAUAAUAGAAAUACGGUAACGAUAUGAAGAACGACAAGUCGCAGAUAAGCGUACGCUAAUGAUAGUAUCUCGUUUUUAACAAGUUUUUACAUUAACGACCGGUAUUAAUUACAAUAUUUUUUUGGCAGAAGUUUAGUGCAACGUGUGUUGUAGUAGUAGUAGUACAUAGCAAGAAAAAAAGAAAGAAAAGGGUAAAAAGUAUGUCAAAUUUUUCAAGUGUUUAGUUAAGUUUUAAAUUAUUUUUGAGGAAAAAAAAUCUAUAUAUAUAUAUAUAUAUAUUUGAAUGUAUAAGUGAUAUAUAACGCUAACCAAGACUAAUCGAUAGAUUUUAAGUUUCAUCGUAUUGGUGGUGCCUCAGGUAAACGGUCAUGUGUCAAUGUAACUUGCGGCAGCACUGCCGCCUCUUUAGUAAUUAACCAAACAAAAUGGACACCGAAAUAACGAUUAAGCGAAUACUCGUGCAAUUGUUUUAAGUGAAAUCUUCGAACAAGAUGGAAUCGCCGAUUAUUAAUACAAAUGACUGAAAAUUCCAUCAAAUAACGGUGAACAUUGGAUGUAUUAUUUGGGGGAAAAGAAAAGAUUUUCUAUUAUUGAUUUCUGAAAUAUGCAUUUUUUGUGGACGGCUACUUCCGGUUUUAUUCAGUUAAGCACAGGCUAAAGAAAGAAGAGACAAACAUGGGUACGUUAUUGAUUAUAGAGAAGAUUAUUCGAUACUCUCUUAAGCCUGAGACGGAGGCGAAGAGUCGUGCAGCAUAAAGACAUGGACUCGUACGACCUGUUUGGAGAAGAUGUCAGUGGCUCAAUGCUCGAUGCUCUUCCUGAUCUUGGGGGGAACGAUCAUUUUGACCCGGCAGGUGCGAACAAUUCUGUCGUAGUGUCUAGAGAUGGUCCCAAUCCUGGUCCCAAUGGAGGUGGGAGUUACAUCAGUCAAUCGUAUAGUUUAACUCAAGAAUCUCCUCUUCAAAAAUUGACUUCGUUCGGUGGAUCUGAAUUUGGUAGUAAUAACCCCUUGCAAAAUCCCUCGCAACGUAGUAUGUUUAAUCAAAAUAUCGGCACUUUUGACGGCGGCGCACCGCAACGAGCGAUGGUGCCAGGAGCCUUUCAAAAUCAAGCGCGUAGCUUAGCCCCCCAGCACAGAAGUCCCCAUCCUGGCACUGGGGGGCAGUACCCAACUUAUAGUGACAGUAUGUACUCAAUGGAGCAGCAGCAUCCAAUGGCCAGGGCCAACAUGAGCAUGGACCCUGCAAUGCAAGGAUGGCCAGGUGCAGGAAACGCUUAUCCUCAAAUGCAGAGGCAUUAUAACCAAAUGGCACCUCAACCUGGUACUUAUAGGCAACACAUUCCUCAAUAUCCCCAUCAGCAGGAUCAAACCGGGAUCAAUCAGAAAAUACAGCAGCAACAGCAGCAGCAACAACAACAGCAGCAGCAACACUUCUCUGCUCAACAAGGAAUGAUCAGCAAUAUGGGUGUUCCACAUCAAUCAAUGCAAACCAACGCAGCUACCGGAGUUUACCAACACAUGGUUGGUCAACAACAACAACAGCAACAGCAGCAGCAACACUAUCAGCAGAACAAUCCUGCUGCCAUGUAUCAAGGUGCAGCUGGCUACACAGGUUUCGGUGCCACCAUGCACCAACAACCCCAGCAGCCUCAACCACCCCAGCAGCAGGCGCAAAGAAUGCCUCAUCAUCAUCCGUCCCAUGCGCCUCAUCAAACUCAUCCCUCUCAUCAACAGUAUCCUCAACACGCACCACAACAUUCUGUCAAUCAGCAACCACCCAUGGAUCCUCAGUAUCCCCAUCAUUCGCCGCAAAUGUUCAAUCAACCUCAACACUCCGCGCCCGGACCACAGUUUAAUGCCAGUAAACAUGGUACGAGUCCUCAAUAUCGAUCGUCAUUUCCACAACUCUCGCCACAGAUGUCUCCUAGGCCACAAAUGUCGCCCAGACCGCCUCCAGUUCAACAACAAAUGUCUCCUAGGCCAAUUAUGUCACCCGCUAAACCCAACACUCUCUCGCCUCAUCCACACGUACAAAUGCCACAUCAGCAGCAAGGACAGCCAGGUCCCUUGUCUGUCUCGCCCUGUCCUCCGACAUCAAUGCCAAUGAAUCCAUCUGCCUCGUCGCAACAAACCACUCUUCAAGCCCUGGAACAAAUGGUCAUACCGGUAGCCGUCUCGAAUCCCAACGUGCCAAGCCAGGACUAUGUACAGUUCCAGUCGCGACCGCCAAUGUCGCACUCUUCGAACAUUUUACCCCAGCCGCCAGCACAAAACUCGAUGCCACCGGUGACUGGACCCAGGAUGCCAAUGCCCCAAUCUUGGCCGCCUCAUCCUCCUCAACAACCUCCUCAACAACAACAACAGCAGCAACAAAUGUCACCCAUCAGGCCGAGUAUGUCCGUUCCCGACAACCGACAAAUGAUGGAGUCCCAGUCGCCCUCGACCUCCGAACAAAACUCCUCGCUGUUUCCAGUAAACGGCAACGACAGUAUUCACAACGUAGUCGAAACAACAACCACCGAACCGCCAAAAAUCGUGCAAAGUUCCAUCGCACCCUCAGUGACCGAGAGCAACGAAACGCCCGAUCAAACCGGCGCGACUCCAAUGCAAAGUUCCGAAGUAAUGGCUCAACAAGGCGGGAGUCCCGCGCCGAGUAAUUCCUCCUCCAUGGAGCAACCACCGAAGCAAACCCAUCUCGAGCCCGUUCAGUCUCUGCCCGUCUCGAGUACCAGCAGCAACCUAGAGAGCAGCCACGACUCGCCACAAUUGCAAUCCGUUCAACAGCAAUCGCAAAUGCAGUCCUCGCCAGCUCCCAGCGUCGAAUGCAAAACGCCAGACACUCAAAGCAGCGAACAGACUUCCGAACUUCCAGUCUCGCAACCACAAGCCAGCCAAUAUGGACCUUCUUCGCCUCACGUUUCGCAGACGUCGCCCCAACACUCGCAGCACCUUCCACCACACUUGAGCCAACCGCAAAUCGCCCAACAAGUUCCGCUGCAAAUUUCGCAGCAAGUUCCGUUGCAAGUUCCGUUGCAAAUUUCGCAGCAAAUUCCCCAGCAAGUUCCGCAGCAAAUCUCUCAGCAGAUUCCGCAGCAAAUUUCUCAGCAGAUUCCGCAGCAAAUUUCACAGCAAAUUCCCCAGCAAAAUCCGCAACAGCAACAAAUGGUCCAGUCAAUAAAUCAACAACCCCAACAAUCGCAGCAAAUCUCCCAAACGCAGUCGCCACUGAGCCAAACUCAGCAACAACCACCAAUCGGACAUUCUCCACAGCCGCAGAUCAGUCAGUCCCAGACGCCACAGAUAAGCCAAUCGCAAACUCCCCAAGUGAGCCAAUCGCCCCAACUAACUCACCAGCAAAGUCAAUCCCCACAGAUAAAUCAAACCCCCCAAAUAAGUCAAUCGCAAUCGCAAUCGCCGCAAAUCAGUCAAUCACAAAUGCAGACGUCUCCACAACAGCCGGUGAUGUCCCAAGUCGCGCCAAUGACACCGCCUCAGCCACUGGGUCAAACACAACCAGUAUUAGGUCACUCACCACAACCACUAAUGACCCCUCAAAUGGGACAGAAUAUCCCCCAACAGGUGAAUAUAAUUUCACCGAAUUUACCCACGCAAAUUUCUUCUUCUUCUCAUCAACAACAAAUACCUCCACAGAUUCAAAAUUCAGCGCAGCAAAUUCCAAACCAAGCAGCACCGGCUCAACAAACGGGAAUGGGAAUGUCACCACAGCCGGGCUUUGGGGAGUACACGAAUAUCCAAAAGCCGAAUAGUAUGUAUCCUAAUGAUAUGAUGGUUGGUGCCGGACAACCAUACCAUACUGGUAAUGAGGUUGUUGGUAGUAGUGCAAUGCCGAAUGUGUAUGGAAUGCCACCAGGAACAACGCCAACGCCCGUUGCGCCGGCUGCCUUUAGUUCCUGUGCUCCGGUGACUCAUCAUCAGGAAAGGGCGGCUCUGCAACAGCAAUUGCAGGAAUUGUAUUGCAUGCCACCGGCGCCUGAGAAUCAGGAGAAAAUUGUCAAUCUUCAGGAGAAAUUGCAAGCACUUCAGCAGCAUGAGACGAAUGAACAGUGUAAUGGAGGACCGCAGUGCAUUCUUCAGACUCCGAUGUUCACUGCUGCUGCUGUUCCUGCUCCUGCUCCUCUUCCUACUCCUCCUGCUCCUGCUCCUGCUCCUGCUCCUGCUCCUGCUCCUGCUCCUGCUGCUGUUGCUGUUGCGGCUACUGCUACUGCUACAACUACUGCUACUGCUACUGCUACUGUUGUUGACAGUCCUCAGGUUUCGAGUACAACUGGCCGGGGUCGUAGUAAAGGAACGCCAAGGGCAAAGAAAAGUCGCAAGAAAGCCGAUAAGGAAGCGGCAGCUCCUGUGACACCACAAACUCCGCAAGCUGAACAACCGUUAUCUGAUAAUCUAGUCACUCAAGGAGACAGCAGCAAUGUUGUGGACAGCGCGGCCGACUCUGAAGACAUAAAGCCGUCCUCAGGUGACAUCGAGGAGGAAUGGAACAAGACAAGAAAAGCAAGAUCGCCCAGAAAGCCAAGAAAGCCGAAAGAACCCAAGGAACCAAAAGAGCCGAAACCGAAAAAGGAACCUAAGCCACCGAAGGAGGCGAAACCGCCGAAAGAGGCGAAGGUCCGCAAGAAGAAGGAGAAGGAAGUCAAGGAGGGCUCUAAGCGAAGUAAAAAGAAAGCCGCAGUUCAAGCAGAGUCUACAGAUGAUGUCAAUGAAGAUGUCUCUGCGAGUGAUUCGACAGCAAUUCAAGACUCAGAUAUUAAGUGCAGCAAUUCGUCAGUGCAAGACGAUAAUGAGCAAGUGGAUUCAUCGACAAAAGAACCAUUGGUUUCAGAGUCGAAGGACGAAAAUGAUGAAAAGGGAGAAUCGGGCGAUGCUGGCGAUGAUAAGAAAGAGGAGGACAAAGAUGCUGCAACUGAAAGUGCAACACCCGCGAAGAAAAAAGCCUCCAGUCGAAAACGUCCCUCUGGUGGUAAAUCGACAGCUGGAAAAUCACCACGAAGUUCCAAAAAACGAAAGAGUCGAAUUGCUCCGGAUUCGGAUGGCGAGGAAUUGGCAGCUACGCCUCCACCAUCACCGGAAGCCGGGGACGAUCUGAAUAAACGAAGAUCAGCGAGAAAUACACAUCGAAAGAAGUACGUCGAUGACGUGAUGCUUCGCUUCUCCGACGAUGAAGUUCCCCUUCAAGACGCUCAAUCCAACAAGAAAUCUGAAUCUUCAGGUCAAUCGAAACCGACAUCAGUCAAGAAAGAGCCUGUUGAAGGCGGAGAAAUUGGACCGAACAAGCCAAACUUUGUAUAUAUUAACACGACUGACGAGGACUCGAUGGUAGUUCAGCAUUUCCUGGUUGCUCGCAUGGGCAAGCGAGAGGUGAAACCAGCGCCAGUAGUUGAAGUGAAAAAGGAAGAGGAGGAAGAAAAGACUGAAAAGACUGAAGAACCUAAAUCUGAGGUUGACGAUAAAGAAGCGGAGACGGCGACUGUCGAGAAAGACACGAAAGAUGAAAAACCAAAAGAAGAAGAAGAAAAGGAAAAGGAAAAAGAAGAAGAGGAGAACGAAGAGAAAGUUGAGACGACCAAGGAAGACAAAAGUGACGAUGAAGAGACUAAAGAAACAGAAAAAGAAAAAGAAACGGAGACAGAGACGGAGAUGGAGAAAGACAAAGACAUUGAAAAAGAAAAUGAUGAUGGUGAUGAAAGCAAGGGCAAAGAACUCGUUCCAACGACACCGAUAUCUUUAGACACAAGUACCGAAGCCAAACCUCAAUGGAUUGAAGUUGAAGAGUAUUUGGUGAAAUAUCGUAACUUCUCAUAUCUUCACUGCGAAUGGAAAACAGAGGAAGAACUCUAUAAAGGUGACAAGAGAAUCCAAGCGAAAUUGAAGCGAUUUAAGCAGAAACUUCAACAGAAUACGAAUAUUUUUGAAAAUACUGAAGACGAUCCAUUUAAUCCCGACUUUAUUGAAGUGGACCGAGUGUUAGACGAAGCAACACAUACGGAUCCUACGACUGGUGAAACGGUUCGGCAUUUCUUGGUCAAAUGGCGCUCUCUUCAAUACGAGGACUCAACAUGGGAACUGGAGGAAGACGUUGAUCCAGAAAAAAUUGCACUCUUCCAUAGGUUUAACAAACUUCCACCUAAAGAUCAAUGGAAGCCGAAGAAAAAGCCGCCAGCUUCAGGUUGGGAGAAAUUGGAAAAAUCGCCAAUUUAUAAAAGCAACAACAGUUUGAGGCCCUAUCAACUUGAAGGCUUAAAUUGGUUACUCUUUUCGUGGUACAAUGGACACAAUUGUAUUCUAGCCGAUGAAAUGGGUCUCGGUAAAACCAUUCAGUCCUUGACUUUUGUCGACGCUGUAUAUAAAUAUGGAAUUCGCGGUCCAUUCCUGAUAAUUGCUCCCUUAUCCACUAUUCCAAAUUGGCAAAGGGAAUUCGAGGGUUGGACGGAAAUGAAUGUCGUCGUCUAUCACGGAUCAGCGGCGAGUCGUACAAUGCUACAGGAAUACGAGGUCUACUAUAAGAAUGACAAGAAGCAGCAAAUAAAAGACUUGAUCAAAUUUAACGUACUAAUAACAACGUUUGAAAUUAUUAUAACCGACUUUAAUGAACUGAAAGGUUAUAAUUGGAGACUGUGUGUGAUUGACGAAGCGCAUAGAUUGAAAAAUCGUAAUUGUAAACUACUCGAAGGUUUGAGACAAUUGAAUCUAGAGCACAGGGUACUUCUUUCCGGUACACCAUUACAAAAUAAUGUCAAUGAACUGUUCUCGUUGCUCAAUUUCUUAGAACCAAUACAAUUUGCAAGUAGUGAAGCAUUCCUUAAAGAAUUUGGAAAUUUAAGUAGCGAAGUGGAAGUACAAAAAUUACAACUUCUAUUAAAACCAAUGAUGUUGCGUCGAUUAAAGGAGGACGUUGAAAAAUCUCUUGCACCAAAGGAGGAAACUGUCGUUGAAGUUGAAUUAACAAAUAUUCAAAAGAAAUACUAUCGUGGUAUUUUGGAAAAGAAUUUUUCAUUUCUCGCUAAAGGUACGACGUCAGCGAAUAUUCCAAAUUUAAUGAAUACAAUGAUGGAAUUAAGAAAGUGUUGUAUUCAUCCAUUUUUGCUUAAUGGUGCCGAGGAUCAAAUUCAAUUGGAUUAUAAACAUGAGAAGGAGGAUAAUGAGGCUUAUUAUCAAGCUCUAGUAAAUAGUUCUGGAAAAAUGGUGCUUAUCGAUAAAUUAUUACCGAAACUUAAGGCCAGUGGUCAUAGGGUUUUGAUUUUCAGUCAAAUGGUCAAGUGCCUGGAUCUUCUGGAGGAUUAUCUUGUCUAUAAAAAAUAUCCUUAUGAGAGGAUUGAUGGACGAAUUCGUGGAAACUUGAGACAAGCUGCGAUUGAUCGAUACAGUAAACCAGAUUCUGAUCGUUUUGUCUUUUUGCUUUGUACGAAAGCAGGAGGUCUGGGAAUUAAUCUCACGGCAGCUGAUACUGUGAUUAUUUACGACAGCGACUGGAAUCCUCAAAAUGAUUUACAGGCACAGGCGCGUUGUCAUCGAAUCGGCCAACAAAAAAUGGUCAAGGUUUAUCGUCUACUCUGUCGAAAUACCUAUGAACGAGAAAUGUUUGACAAGGCUUCGUUGAAACUUGGAUUGGACAAGGCUAUUCUUCAAUCAAUGAAUACAACGCAAGGUGGCAAGGAUCCCAAUAAUAAGCAAUUAACAAAAAAAGAAAUUGAGGAUCUAUUGAAGAAAGGAGCUUAUGGAGCCAUUAUGGACGACGAUAAUGCAGGCGAUAAAUUCUGCGAGGAAGAUAUUGAUAUUAUUUUAGAGAGGAGAACGCAAAUUAUUACAAUUGAAGCGGAGAAGGGUUCAACAUUUUCAAAAGCAAGCUUCGCCUGUUCGUCAAAUAGGUCCGAUAUUAAUGUUGAUGAUCCUGAUUUUUGGAAGAAAUGGGCCAAGAAAGCUGAAAUCGACACAACCGAGAAGAAGGAGGAGGAUGAACUUGUUAUUUCUGAGCCUAGACGUAGAACGCAAAUUAAACGUUACGGUCAUGAUGAGUCCGUUGUCGAUAUGUCAGAACUGGACAGUUCGGAGGAUAACAGCGAUGAUGAAUUAGGCGGCGGCUUAACUGGCAGAGGAAAGAAACGAAGAGAUAAAUUCAAAAAUAGAAGUCGCAAAUUCUACGACGAGUACGUGCCACGUGAAGGCGAAGUGGUCUACGGAAGUUGGGCCCGAAGUGAAUGCUUCAAAGUUGAACGGGGCCUUUUGACAUUUGGAUGGGGACGAUGGGACGAAAUUUUACAACACAGUCAAUUCCGACGCGGCUGGCGUGAUAUUGACGUUGAGGAUUGCGCCCGUGUUAUUCUUCUCUAUUGUUUGCGUUACUAUCGUGGCGAUGAAAAAAUUCGCAGCUUCAUUUGGGAUCUGAUCACUCCAAUUGAAAAUGGCGAGAAAAUAAAGACAAUGCCUGCCAAUUCACCGGGGAGAAAUAGUAGACAAAAGAAGAAGUCUCGCGUUCGCGAGGGACGCGAAACACGUGGAGCAAUUGUCAACGGUGGACCAAGCGAUCCAAAUCACUGGAGUAAUGCCGAGAAAUACGACGGUGACAUCUUUCUCGAGAGCAACUACAAAAAGCACUUGAGUCGCCAUGCUAAUAAAGUUUUAUUACGAGUAAGAAUGCUGUAUUACAUCAAGCACGAAAUAAUCGGUGAUCUAGUGCAACACAUUUCUGACGGCGUUCACGUAAGUGCGUUGCGGAUGAAUACUCCACAAUUGGCAGACCGACCAGCGAAAUGGUGGGAUUCAACGGCAGACAAGUCCUUAAUCGUAGGAUGCUACAAGCACGGCUAUGAGAAUUACGACCAGAUGAGGGCCGAUCCUACGCUUUCUUUCAUUUCAAGCUGUCCUCUCCCUUCCCCGACUCAGAUACAGACCACUCAAAAUAAGGAGGAAAGCAGUUUAGAAACCGAGAUCGAAGAAGGUGAGUCGUCUGGUAUAAUGAAGGAGUGCAAGGAUUUGGAUAAAUUCGGAAGAGUCACUCCUGCUGAUUCGCCAGCGAUUUCCAGCAAGGCUGAUACUCCAGUUCCGGAAGCUGGAAGCAGUCACGACGGUAAUGAACAAAUUAUGGAGGAUGAAAAAAAUUGGCCCUCAGUCGUCGAUCUCAAUACACGAUUACGUCGAGUUAUCACCUCUUAUCAACGAAAUGUCAAGAAAGAGGACGUGAAUAAAACCUUUCCCAAGGGAAAAAUCGGCGAGGGAGAGACGAGUAAUCAUCAGGGUACAAUGAUUGAACCUCCUUUAAAUAUGCAAGGAUGGGAUUUACAGCAACUUGCCAUGUAUUUAUUGAAAAUGGAGAGGAGGGAAAAAAUGGAAGCUAUGGUGAAGGAAAGGGAACGAACACGUAUCGAGGAGCAAAAAGCCAAGUGGACUCGUCGCGAGGAAAGUGAAUUUUUACGUGUAAUUUCUACUUAUGGUGUCAAUUAUGAUAGAAAAAAGGCUCAAUACGACUGGACGAAAUUCAAGAGUAUCGCUCGAUUUGACAAAAAGACGGACAACGAUCUCACGGACUAUUACAUGUCUUUUAGAGCGAUGUGCAAAAAGGUUUGCAGUUCAAAGGCAAAUGAGGAAGAAGAUUCAACAGAAAUGUCAGUGGAGCAUUUAAGUCCCAUUAAGGCUCGACAAAUACUCGAUCGAGUUGAUCUACUGAGCAAAAUUCGCGAAGACAUUCUCUCUCAUCCGCAUCUGGAGGAACGACUCUUGCUCUGUCAACCAUCGGCAGAUACGCCCGAAUGGUGGCAAGCGGGAAAACACGACAAGGAACUUCUUCUUGGUGCAGCAAAACACGGCUUGGGUCGAACUGAUAUAACAAUCUUGAACGAUCCCGAUUUUUCGUUUCACAAAAUUCUCGGCAAAAGUAUUUACAACAGCGUUCAAGUGGCAAAAAAUAUCGAGAAAGCCGAGAAGGCAAUCAAAUUAGAAAAUAGAGACGAUAUUCUGAAAUUCGACAAAGACGAAAUUUUGGUUAAAUUAGAAAAAGGUGAAGGCACUUUGAAAAUUGAAAAAGUUGGAAUCAAGAAGGAUAAAGACACACAGGCGAGUGAGAAAAAAGUCGAAGUCUUGGGUAAUGACAAGGGACAAGUCGAAAUGACUCUUGUUAAAUCGGAGUCCUUCGCUGAAAGUAAAUUGGAAAAUAUCGCUGCUAAUAACGGUCUUACUAUCACUACCGUCAAGGCAAAAUCACCUGAAAAGGAAAUUCCGAUCUCGAAAAUGGAAACCGAUGUCGAGAAAGCAGAACCAAAAGAGGAAGAAGAGAAAGAAAAGGAGGAGAAAACUUCUGACGAAAAGGAACUGACGGCGGAAGCCGAGAAAGAAGAUCAGGAACAAAGUGAGAAAAAGUCGAAGAACGAGGAAGAAAAUACCGAAAAAGUAGCUUCUGAUGAAUCUGAAAAAAUUAUGGAAACUAAGGAAGAGAAGAGCGAAGAGAAAGCGAUUUCCGAGAAUGAAGAUAAAGCCGAAACAAAAGAUGUUGAGGAAAAGAAGGAAAAUGAGAAAGAAGGGGAAAAGUCCCCUGAAAUUGAGAUGGAAAUCUCAAAAGAAGGGGAGAUGGAAAAAGAAAAGGAGAACGAGAAAGAAAAUGAGAAAGAAUGCGAAAAAGAGAAAGAAAGCGAAAAAGAGAAAGAAAGUGAAAAAGAGAAAGGAAGAGAAAAAGACCAAGGGGAAAACAGUGGAGAAGAAAAGGUGAAGAUCGAAAAUUCUGAAGAAGCCUCAAAAGAAGUAAAAGUCGAAGAGACUAUUUCCAAAGCAGAAGAAACCGUCAAAGAAGAGGAAGUAAAAAUACAAGAACAAAAAGAAAUCGACAAAGCACCAAUCGCAAAAGUCGAAGAUAAAUGCAGCGUUCAAGCUGCCGAAUUGAAAGCAAUGUUCCCCGAUCUAGAAGUAAUUCAACCCCUCUCGAGAUUGACGCAAGUCGAUACAUUUGUCCUUCGCGAUAAGGCAAUUGACUACAAUGAACCGACCGUCGCUCAAUUACUCGCUCACAGUUAUCAGUCCUCAAUAAAAUGGCCCAAGGAGCACGCAAUCGAGGCGCGUUUACGUCACAUUGUACACGCCGUCGAGCAAAAAGAAUGGCCCGUCACCGUCAAUUUCACUGCCGGCGAUGAAAUCGAAACUGUCAACGAAAAAGAUAAUUCUGAAGUGAUCACAAUAACAACUGAUCACGGCAUUUCAAGAUCACUCGCCGCCGUUAAUAAUAUUGCAGCGGCAGCAGCAGCCGCUAAGAAGCGCAAGCGACACAUUGCCAUUGAUGUUGAAACGGAACGAGCCAAGUUGCAUGCACUUUUGAAUAGUAGUCAUAUGACCACACAACCGCCGGUUCCAUUGACGAAGCCGCCAAUUCUUUCUGGCAAUGCAAAUUGGGAAGCGAACGAGGAGUCACAAUCGGAGGAAUCGAGGCGUUCGACUCCCGUUCAACCGCCACCGGCUCAUCAGCAGACGAGAACACCGGCUAUGCCGUUUGACUUGAAGUACACUCUCCAGGGAAAAACUACUGUCAUUCCCGGUACUUCGAGUACAUUGACACCUAUUGAUCUAUCAGCUGGAUAUCCUAAACCAGCCACGGAGCCAACUAAAGACAUAAUGAACGAAGUGCAAGAUUUCUCGAUGCCAAACAAGGUUAAACAAAUCAGUAGCAAUAAGGGAAAACUGGACAGUAUGUUGGACAAAUUGAUGAAGAGGAAGAAUUGCCCGACUGAUGAGCCCGUCGUUGGUAAGGAAAAGAAACGACGAAAAUUGGAUGAAAUCGUACUGGGAUUAAGUGCGGCGAAGGAACAACAGAGUAGCCAUUAUCCGGAACAUGGAAAGAAAAGCACAAUAACGCCGAACGUCACUGUAACACCGACUUCGGCACCAAUUGGUCUUCCCACUCCGCCAACGCCUCUAUCGCAAAAACCAUUUUCAAUCACCGUCACAUCGAUUCCAUCAUCGCGUGCAUCUGGCUCAUCGUCCAGUGUACCGCCACCCUCUAUACAUUCGCACAAAGACAAUUUCUCCGCUUUGUUCGCACAGGCGGAACAACAGAAUCGUGAACUCGCCAAGAAGCAGCAUCAACAUCAACAACAACAACAGCAGCAACACGCCUAUAAUUCCGUGCAUGCCUCACCAUCGUCAUCGUCAUCGUCGAGUCAUCGAAAGAAUUACGAGGCAAUGAUUGCCGACAUUCACAAAGUCGCCGAAUAUUCCUCGAAAGUUGGUUCCUAUUCGCACGAAGCCAAAGUCAAUAAAUGGCUCGCCGAACAAACAGCAAUGUCGGAGCAAUUAAACGCCGAGUACCUGAAUGCCCCCAGACGAAGGAGACCGCGUGUCGAUCCUUCUGCGCUCAAUUGGAAGAAUUUAACCGGCGAGGAGAAUGUCGCCGUCAUCAAUAGAUUGACCGGCAAAAAGGUGACUGGAAGUAAGGCUCCUCAAUUAAAGCGUCUAGGACAAUGGUUGAUGGAGAAUCCAAUGUUCGACGUGGAUCCAAAAUGGGCCGAAUUGGUGAAAGAACGUGGAAAUCUUCCUCACGAUCUGCAGAAGAGACUACCGGGUUCCGAGCGAAAUGGCAACAAAGGAAAGAGUCCAGGAAGACCGCCAAUGAUGCCGAGUCCAACUGGUCAACAAUCGGUGAAUCCAGCAAAUCUCGCGGCCACAUCAAUGGCGUCGAGUCUUAAUUUCCCAGCACUCACGAACAUCAACAGUUCGAUUCUCUCAGGACUCAACCUCGGGAAUUUUGAUCCGAAGAACAAUCCUCUCCUCAUUCCGUUCGGUGGUCUACCAAAUCUAGGCGCCCUCGGUGGCCUGGGUAACCUCGGCAGUCUGAGUAACAUGAGUCUGACAAAUUCCCUCUUUGCCAAUCUCGCCGGUCUCGGUCUGCCCUCCCUCGCCGGAAUGGAGGCCGCACUCGGAGCAACCGCAACCAGCACAGCCGACACGAACGUCGUCACAUCCGCGAGCAGCAACAAGCUAUCAACCAGCACCAGUAGUUCUAGCAAAUCACGCACCAAAAUGGAACCGCCGACCAGCAAAUCAUCAGCACCAUCGACAUCGACCGCCUCAAGUCUACCCACAACCGCACCGUUCCCCUUCUUCUUCACGAAUCCUAGCCUGCUCUACACUCCCCUAGGUCUCGGUGGUCUGGGUCCCGGCGGUCUCGGCCCCUUCUCCAUGCAGCCCGGCAACGUCUCCUCCACCUACGAAAGUCUCGCGCAAUGCGGUUUGCUCAACACCCCCACGUCCAGUGCAUCCACAUCCUCCUCUCGAAAAUCCACCUCCGCAUCGACCUCGAGUUCAAGGCGCGAUCCCGAACCCAUGAAGCGCAAGGAACCCGAGAAGAAGCCCCGCUAUCCCACCGAUGGCACCAGUUUACAGCAGUUCGUCGAGAACGCCCAGCACGAGGAGCGCAAACGAAUCGAGGCCCAAGAGAAGCGCGAAGCCAUCGAACUCAGCGAAAUCGCCGACCUAUCGGCCCGAAUCGAACGAAAAACCAAGGAACAAGAAAUGAAGGAGGCUCUCGAGCAGCUCAGUAGAUCCAGCGCCGAACUACUCACCCGCAACUUCAUCGACGAACGCCCCGCCAAACGGGGCCGAAGUUCCGAUCCUCCAGAACCACAAAUUCCCCCCUCACUCCAGGUCACCCUUGAGCCCGUCUCCAAGAAGCCGAAACCGAGCGAGAAAGUGGAAAGGGCCCCCGAGUUGAUGAAAAUCAUCGAAAGGGCUGAAAGGCCCGAAAGGAUCGAAAGGAUCGAAAGGAUCGAGAAAAUUGAUAAGGGCGAAAGAAGUGAAAAAGCCGAGAGAAUCGAUAAAGGCGAGAGAGUCGAAAAAGUCGAAAAAGUCGAAAAAGGCGAAAAAGGCGAUAGAAUCGAAAAAGGCGACAGAAUCGAAAAAGACGACAAAAGCGAAAGAAUCGAAAAGGGCGAAAGAAUCGAGAAAAGCGAAAGAAUCGAAAAAAGCGAAAGAAUCGAAAGAUCCGAAAAAGCUCCGGAAGCGAAAAUAAUUGAACAAAAGGAGUCGAAAGUCGAGGAGGAGGCGAAAAUGGUGGAAGUGGAAGCGCCACCAACACCGGAAGUAAUCGCCCCGAUUCCAAAGGAAGAAGAAGCAUUAGGAAAAGAGGAGGAAAUUGAAAAAGAGAAGAAAACCACAGCGCCAGCAAAAGACGAAACCGAACCACAAGUAACAGUCGAAACGAAUUUACCAGUUGCGACAACGACGACGACGUCGUCGACGACAAAUUUGACAAAAGCCGAUGAGGAGGAAACAAAGUGUCAAAAAACAAAAAAACCACGCGGUGGUAAACGAUUGAGUGUUGAACCACCGCCGGAGAGAAAGAAUCUACGUUCCAGCGCGGGACGACAAGCGCGAGCAGCCGCCGAACGUCAAGCGCGAAUGGAAGGUGAACAACACGCUGAACAUCAAGAAACUCAUGGUUCGGGUGAGUGAGGACACGUUAAAAAGUUAACAAGUGUUAUUAGUGAUGAUAACGCGAGUGCACAACGUAAAACUACAGUUCCGCCCAAAAACACUAAAAAAGUUGUUGUUGUUGUUGAAAAAAAAGUGAUCGUCCGACGUUCGACACGAUCGACAAAAAAGAAGAAGAACUCUAACAUUUAGAGAAAUUCUUCGAAAAACUCUGAUAAUAGUGAAAUUAUUUAACAAAAAAAAAAGAUGAAAAACAGGAACGAAAAAAUUUGGCUAAAUAGAAUAUAAAUAAUAAACGUGAUAAGGCAAAAAAAAAUACGAUUACUAUCGUAAAUUCUUUUUUGCGUGAUGAUGAAAUAAAUUCUUAAUUACAUAAUAACGUUGUAAUGAAAUAUAAUUUUUGUUAAAUUUACUAUCUUUUUCCAACGCAUUGGUUUCGACCAAGGACUGUUUUAUAUAACUGCGCUAUUAUUAUAAUAUUAUUAACAUUAUUAUAUAUAUUAUAUAUAUUAUCGCAUAAUAAUUGUAAUAGUGCGAAGACCGUAAAUCAAGUAAUUAACUUAAAGAAAAAAAACGAAAGUGUAAAUAUUUUACGAUCCGCCUAGAUAUCAUAAGUAAAUCGUGUACUUGGAAAAAGUGUAUAUAAUGCAGUGUACUUUUAAUUAUAAUAUUAGGUAAAAUAAUAAAAAAAAACGGCUUCUUUUGUUGUUUGCAAGUAUUUUCGUUAAUCUUUUUCUGUUUGAACGAAAAGCUUGAGUUUUUUUUAAAGAAAAUAGGUGAUGACUUUGUUCGACAAAAAUCAAGUGUGUGACGAAAAAUUUUUUUCCAUGAAUAGCUGCUUGAAAUUUCAAAAAAAUUUUCUUUUACGACAUUUUACGAAAUACUUUUAUAUAUACUGUUUUUUUUCUUUUUUCUGACAAAUUUUUUUCUUUGCCUACUCGAUGAAAUGAUAAAAAUUUUAAUUUAUACACUAUUUUUGAAUGAAUUUAUUUUAUUUUUUAAAAUAUUUUUCUCAUGCUUCUUUCUUUUUUUAAAGAAAUAAAUUGACAGACAGAUUUUUUGACUUGAGCAGCUGUCAAAUUGAGAAAUGUUGUUUCUCGUUAAAAAUUUGACUUAUAUUUGAAUUUUCUGUAAAUUUUCAGAAUGUUUAAAAAAAGGAAAUAAAAAAAAUAAAUAAAAAUCAACUGUACUAUUUGUGUCAAUUUUACAUGUACGCUUUUGUGUUUAACAAAAAAGAAAUUUCAUGAAUGCGCUUGGCUGUGUUUUUAAAUUUCAGCAUUUUUGUUUCCAAUAUAUUUAAAAAUUAUUAUUAUUAUAUAUAAAAAAAGUUUCGGUUGUGAUUUAAGUCUGUUUAUUGUCAAUAAUGAAUGAGAAAAAAAAGGAAAAAAAAAUUGUAAUUAAUUUUUAGACAAUUCAAACUGAAAAUAACGAAAUGCAAUAGGUGUAAUAAAGUGACGAAAUGUAACUUUCUGAAAUUUGUAGUGUUCUGAAAAAAGUGAAUUUCUUAAAAAUAAAAAUAAUUACAAGUUCCAA
Messenger RNA from Leptopilina heterotoma, 16038 nucleotides. RefSeq names its product chromodomain-helicase-DNA-binding protein 7 (gene kis). The transcript has 21 exons. Gene Ontology annotation, molecular function: protein binding; ATP binding; ATP-dependent chromatin remodeler activity. Lineage: Eukaryota; Metazoa; Arthropoda; Insecta; Hymenoptera; Figitidae. The coding region runs from base 841 to 14526 and encodes 4561 amino acids. The record is from RefSeq and is a predicted model, not a curated record.